AGAUCUGCCUGCUGGUACUCCUGUUUCCGCUCUUCCCUCAACACUGACCCUGUGCCUUUCCCAAGCUGUGCUGUACCUAGAAUCACCCUUGAUCUAGGAAUGCCGUUGUUCGCAUCGCGGAAUGCGUAGAUUCGUCUUCGAUUUCCGUCUUCCUAAUUAGGGCGUAGCGUCUUUCAGGACCUUGACCGUUGCUGCUGCUCUAGUUGUGUGAUUUCGGUAGGAAGGGUUUGGAUCCCGAUUUUACUCGCCUGAGCUCACAUCCCUGGUCCUGGCAAUAUGGUGGUCCUAUCAGCAGCGAUCAUCAGCAAGACGGGAAAAGCAUUGGUGUCCCGGCAAUUCGUAGAUAUGGCUCGGAUUCGAAUCGAAGGGUUGCUUGCAGCUUUCCCUAAACUCAUCGGAAGCGGGAAGCAGCACACGUUCGUCGAGACCGAGAAUGUGCGAUAUGUGUAUCAAUCGCUGGAGGGUCUCUAUUUACUGCUGGUCACGAACAAGCAAAGCAACAUCUUAGAGGAUCUCGAGACGCUCCGCCUACUAUCGAAGCUCGUACCCGAGUACUGUCCAGGACUUGACGAGGAAUCCGUGUGUCACAUGGCGUUCGAGCUCAUAUUCGCGUUCGACGAGGUCAUCUCGCUGGGCCACAAGGAGAACGUGACUAUAGCGCAGGUGAAGCAGUUCACGGAGAUGGAGAGCAGCGCGGAGAAGCAGUACAAGGCGGACAUGCUGAGCAAGAUCAACGAGACCAAGGACCUCAUGAAGAAGAAGGCGCAGGAGAUCGAGAAGCUCCGGGCGGACAAGAGAGUCGAUCGCGGGGGGAUUUCAGGCGGGCUGUCAGGCAUGGGUCCUGGCGGGGGAGGUCAGAUGUCCAUAAACAACGGCUUCCCGGAGAUGGGGAGGAUGGGAGGCGGUGGAGGUGGCGGGUUCGGAGGUCCGGUUUCAACUGGUCCGGAGCCCGGUCGGCCCGGCGGGAGCCUGGGCGCACCCUCUAAGGGCAUGGGCAUGAAGCUGGGCAAGUCCACCAAGACGAACCAGUUCCUGGAGUCGCUCAAGGCGGAGGGCGAGGUCAUCGUCGAGGACGCCGCUCCUGCCUCGUCCGCCGCUGUCGGCCUUGGUGGUGGUGGCGGGCAACCUGCGUUUGUGGCGACGGACCCCAUCACGAUCCUGGUGGAGGAGAAGCUGGUGGUGGCGUGGAAGCGCGACGGCGGGCUGGAGAACAUGGAGGUGCAGGGCACCAUGGCGCUCACCGUGCUCAAGGAGGAGGACGCCUUUAUCCGCAUCCAGAUCGAGGGCGGGCACGACAAGAGCUUCCAGUUCAAGACGCAUCCGAACAUCGACAAGGCGCUGUACGGCGGGCAGAACAUUCUGGGGCUCAAGGACCCCAACCGGCCCUUCCCCACCGGCAGCCCGCUCGGCAUCCUCAAGUGGCGCAUGCAAUCCAAGGACGAGACCGUCGUCCCCAUCAGCAUCAACUGCUGGCCGUCUGUGUCUGGCGCGGACACGUAUGUGAACAUAGAGUACGAGGCCACACAGGCGUUUGACCUGCGCCACGUGGUUGUGGAGAUCCCGCUGCCGGCUCUGCGUGAAGCGCCCACGCUCAAGGACUAUGACGGCGAGCCGAGAUACGAUGCAAGGAGAUCCGUGUUGGAGUGGUGCAUCGACCUCAUUGAUAACUCCAACCGCAAUGGAUCGAUGGAGUUUGUGGUGCCGGCCACCAACCCGGACGUCUUCUUCCCCAUUGAAGUGCGCUUCACAUCCGCCAAGACCUUCUGCGAUGUCAAGGUGGUAUCUGUGACCCAAUCAAGCAGCGGCCAACCAGUCAAGUUUGCAGGGAGAACACAGAUGAGCGUGGAAAGCUACCAAGUUGUGUAGUUGAAUAUAUUUUUUGUGUGUUUGAAGUGGCGAACUCAGGGUUAACAGGUAAUGAGGAUGGCGGCUGUGCGGAGUAUUUUUUUAUAAGGUGCCGUAUAUGUUCAGGUUUGCACCUCCAUGUAAGGAAACAUGUGACAGUGGCUGAAGCCAGGCCUAGCAUUGUUGCUGUGACACAGAGUGGCUCUAUGUGGCUUGUGUAUCACUUAUCUGACUGUCAAACCAAUCAACAUUUCUUGUGUUU
Molecule: messenger RNA, 2107 nt
Organism: Closterium sp. NIES-67
Lineage: Eukaryota; Viridiplantae; Streptophyta; Zygnematophyceae; Desmidiales; Closteriaceae
Source: the annotation of a GenBank genome assembly